This is a messenger RNA of Prunus persica (peach), 1017 nucleotides long. Its product is annotated as probable acyl-activating enzyme 16, chloroplastic. The record is from RefSeq and is a predicted model, not a curated record. The transcript is spliced from 5 exons. Gene Ontology annotation, cellular component: chloroplast. Bases 24 to 671 code for a protein of 215 amino acids. Gene Ontology annotation, molecular function: long-chain fatty acid [acyl-carrier-protein] ligase activity. NCBI's taxonomy places the organism in Eukaryota, Viridiplantae, Streptophyta, Magnoliopsida, Rosales, Rosaceae. Gene Ontology annotation, biological process: fatty acid elongation.
GUGAUGUUAUCAGUGUUUGGGUGAUGAAGGAUUAUGGGGUGAAGGAGUCUUGGACUAAAGAGCACGAGUUUAAAGACCCAGUUGGUUAUUUUGGCACUUUCAUGUUGAAAGCUAUUACUGAGGAAGGGCAAAUUUUGGGGAUACAUCGGGAUAGAUUGCAGGCUUAUACUCCCACAACAACGGGCCUUGUGACGGUUGGGGUUGAUGGAUUACCUUCGUGGAUUUCGGAGGCAUGGGACCUUGUUCCGAGAUUUGUUUCACUUAAGGAUAUUGCCAGAGGGUUGCAGCUUGAAGGUGAAAACGUUGAACCAGUAGAGCUUGAGGAGGCUGCCAUGAGAAGUAGUCUCAUUCAACAAAUUGUUGUGGUCGGCCAGGAUCAACGGCGACUUGGGGCAAUAAUUGUUCCAAACAAAGAAGAGGUUUUACUUGCAGCCAAAAAGUUGUCUAUUGUAGAUGUUAAUGCCUCAGACCUCAGUAAGGAUAAAAUGACAAGCCUGCUAUAUGAAGAAUUAAGAAAAUGGACUUCAGGGUGUUCAUUUCAAAUUGGACCAAUCUUGAUUGUGGAUGAGCCCUUUACGAUUGAUAGUGGUUUAAUGACUCCAACUAUGAAAAUACGAAGGGACAGAGUUGCGGCACAGUACAAGGAGCAAAUAGAGAAUCUGUACAAGUAAACCUCUUAUCCAGGAAUUUGCAGAAGCACUUUGAAGUGCAUGUACUUUUUAUGAAAUAAGUUUAGCAAGCCCUUGGUGUAUAGCCAUUCCAAUAAACUUUUGAGUCCUUAUUUAUGUAAGUUCCUUGCUCUCUCUUCAAACCUCAUUCAUUAUUAGAAUCUGUAGAUUUGCAUAUCAGUAUAUGAAAAGCAGCAUAUAUCCUAGGUACAAGGAACAGUAGCCAGUGCAAGACUUCAACUUCCUUUGAUUAUUUAAGUUCCUGGCUUUAAUCUUGUAUACGUUUAUAUGUAAUAUUUGUAAUAAUUUAAUGUACUUUGUACAGUACGUAUCUUUGGUCUUCGUAUUC